AUGUCUAAGGAUAGUAGUGCGAGUAAUAGACCCGUUAAUAAUGGUGAGUCUGAAUUAAGACAAAGAUCUAAAAAGUCUGAAAAAGUUUCAACUGAAGAAGAUGUUCAUUUACCUGUUACUGAAAUUCAUAUAAAGUCUCAUGAAUGGUUUGGUGAUUUUAUUACAAAGCAUGAAGUUCCACGUAAAGUAUUCCAUUCUUCCAUUGGAUUCAUUACACUAUAUUUGUAUACACAGGAUGUUUAUUACAAAAAUGUCAUUUUACCUUUAGUAAUUGCAUUUAUUAAUAUUUUUAUUAUUGAUAUUAUUAGAUUAAAUUGGAGAUUUUUCAAUACUUUAUACUGCCAUGUUGUUGGUGUUUUAAUGAGAAAAAACGAAGUCAACACCUAUAACGGUGUCUUAUGGUAUAUUCUAGGUUUGAUAUUUUCGUUUACAUUUUUUUCAAAAGAUAUAGCAAUAAUUUCAUUAUUGUUGUUAAGUUGGUCAGAUACGGCGGCAUCCACGUUUGGUAGAAAGUACGGCCAUUUAACACCAAAGAUAGCUAGGAACAAGUCACUCGCAGGUUCAUUAGCUGCAUUUGUGAUUGGUAUAAUAGCAUGCUCUGGUUUCUACGGAUUUUUUGUACCACAUUUUGCUCACGUUAAUAAAUCUGGUGAAAUACUUUGGACACCUGAAACAAGCAGACUAUCAUUAACUCAAUUGUCAUUAUUAGGAGGGUUGGUUGCAUCAUUAAGUGAAGGUAUUGAUAUAUUCAAUUGGGAUGAUAAUUUUACUAUUCCAGUUUUAUCAUCAAUAUUUUUAUAUACUGUCAUUCGUAUUUUUCAAAUUUAG
Molecule: messenger RNA, 828 nt
Organism: Vanderwaltozyma polyspora DSM 70294
Lineage: Eukaryota; Fungi; Ascomycota; Saccharomycetes; Saccharomycetales; Saccharomycetaceae
Gene: DGK1
Product: diacylglycerol kinase
Exons: 1
Coding region: 1-828 (275 amino acids)
Biological process (GO): phosphatidic acid biosynthetic process
Cellular component (GO): endoplasmic reticulum membrane
Molecular function (GO): ATP-dependent diacylglycerol kinase activity
Source: RefSeq, a predicted model, not a curated record